This is a messenger RNA of Choloepus didactylus (southern two-toed sloth), 2192 nucleotides long. It is a transcript of the gene MCRS1, whose product is annotated as microspherule protein 1. Gene Ontology annotation, cellular component: MLL1 complex; NSL complex; Ino80 complex. The transcript has 15 exons. Gene Ontology annotation, biological process: positive regulation of transcription by RNA polymerase II. Bases 420 to 1838 code for a protein of 472 amino acids. The record is from RefSeq and is a predicted model, not a curated record. Gene Ontology annotation, molecular function: G-quadruplex RNA binding; protein binding. Lineage: Eukaryota; Metazoa; Chordata; Mammalia; Pilosa; Megalonychidae.
CGCCGCUCAGCCCAUUCCGCCCGAAGCCUAGCCUUCCUUUAAUCGUCCCCCUGGCUGGGUAGCCUCUCUAGUGCCUAUAAUUCCUGACGUCUCUCUACAAGCCUUCACUUUCGACUAUUAGCAAAACGGUGACCCUCUCACCAUAUUGGCCACACCCCGUCAACUCAUGUUCCCGAAACAAACCGGAAGAGAUUGACCAGCCCCUAGAUCGCAGACCUGGAAGUAGACGUAUCUCACGGAAGCUGGGUUUGGCCCUGCGGUUGCUGCCGUCGCCACGGAGAAGUUGUUGGAGCUGGCAGCUUAGGAAUGAAUCUCCUCUCGGCCUCUAAGCUCACCUGGUCAGAAUCCUUCUAUGAGCUUGUGGGACCCUUCCUCCUAGCCCCGUGGUUUGGAACCAGUGGCUUUGGGACUGUAAGAGGAUGGACAAAGAUUCUCAGGGGCUGCUAGAUUCAUCCCUGAUGGCAUCAGGCACGGCCAGCCGCUCAGAGGAUGAAGAGUCGCUGGCAGGGCAGAAGCGGGCCUCCUCCCAGGCCUUGGGCACCAUCCCUAAACGGAGAAGCUCUUCCAGGUUCAUCAAGAGGAAGAAGUUUGAUGACGAGCUGGUGGAGAGCAGCCUGGCUAAGUCCUCUACCAGGGCGAAGGGGGCCAGUGGGGCAGAACCAGGCCGCUGUUCAGGGAGCGAGCCCUCCUCCAGUGAGAAGAAGAAGGUAUCGAAGGCCCCCAGCAUUGCUGUGCCUCCCAGCCCAGUGCCUGCUCCCGGACUCACCAAGCGGGUAAAGAAGAGCAAGCAGCCACUUCAGGUGACCAAGGAUCUGGGUCGCUGGAAGCCUGCGGAUGACCUCCUGCUCAUCAAUGCUGUGUUGCAGACCAAUGACCUGACAUCUGUCCACCUGGGCGUGAAGUUCAGCUGCCGCUUCACCCUUCGGGAAGUCCAGGAGCGCUGGUACGCCCUGCUGUACGAUCCAGUUAUCUCCAAGCUGGCCUGUCAGGCCAUGAGGCAAUUGCACCCAGAGGCCAUUGCAGCCAUCCAGAGCAAGGCCCUGUUUAGCAAGACUGAGGAGCAGCUGCUGAGCAAAGUGGGAUCGACCAGCCAGCCCACCUUGGAGACCUUCCAGGACCUGCUGCACAGACACCCCGAUGCCUUCUACCUGGCGCGCACGGCCAAGGCUCUGCAGGCCCACUGGCAGCUCAUGAAGCAGUAUUACCUGCUGGAGGACCAGACAGGUAAGCGCCCCAGGAGCUGGCAGCACGCUGUGCAGCCGCUGCCCAAGGGGGACCAAGUGCUGAACUUCUCUGAUGCAGAGGACCUGAUUGAUGACAGUAAGCUCAAGGACAUGCGAGAUGAAGUCCUGGAACAUGAGCUUACAGUGGCUGACCGGCGCCAGAAGCGAGAGAUUCGGCAGCUGGAACAAGAACUGCAUAAGUGGCAGGUGCUGGUAGACAGCAUCACAGGCAUGAGCUCUCCAGACUUCGACAACCAGACCCUGGCCGUGCUGCGGGGACGCAUGGUGCGCUACCUGAUGCGCUCCCGCGAGAUCACCCUGGGCAGAGCAACCAAGGAUAAUCAGAUUGAUGUGGACCUGUCUCUGGAGGGUCCAGCCUGGAAGAUCUCCCGGAAGCAAGGUGUCAUCAAGCUGAAGAACAAUGGUGAUUUCUUCAUUGCCAAUGAGGGUCGGCGGCCCAUCUAUAUCGAUGGACGGCCUGUGCUGUGUGGCUCCAAAUGGCGUCUCAGCAACAAUUCUGUGGUGGAGAUUGCCAGCCUGCGAUUCGUCUUCCUCAUCAACCAGGACCUCAUUGCCCUGAUUCGGGCCGAGGCUGCCAAGAUCACGCCACAGUGAGGGGUGGUGGCAGGGCCCCUGGGCGCUCUUGGCCUUGGUUCCCCUGCCGUUCCAACCCCAUUGAGCUAUGACGUCAGGCUCCUGGAAAACCCUUCUGCCAGAGUGGGCAGCAGGAGGCCCAACUGCCGGCCCAUUGAUUGGAGCCUUUGUGGGAGGGUGGGGCUGGCCGUCAGGAAGCCAGGUAGAGGCUGGGCCCCUUCGGCUUCCCUCGGGUCAGAGCCCCCCCUCCUCCCUCUCACAGACCACCCUUCUCCCUCUGGAUUUCCAUCUUCACUCCUGUCUCCAGCUGAUUGGCUUUAGACUUUUCCUUUAUUGUUUUUCUUUGUAAAUAAAAAGCACUGAGUUCCAAAGGUA